AUGAAGCUUCAAGAUAUUGAUCAGCUUUUCAGUGGCCCAAAACAAAUGAUCCCAAAAGUAACUUUAAUAGCAAUCUUAGCCAUACUUAUAUUUACUAUCACCCCACUAUGCUACCCUUUGGUUAAUUACACUUCAUUCUUGAAGAUCAACAAAUAUAAGAAGCCAUCUCCUCCACAUGAUGAGCCAGCAACCUUGCCCUCAACGUAUGUAAAAAAAUGUGACAUUUUCAAAGGGGAAUGGGUGCCAAAUCCAAACGCACCAUAUUACACAAACAAAACAUGUUGGGCAAUUCAUGAGCACCAAAAUUGCAUGAAGCAUGGAAGACCUGACUCAGAGUUCAUGAAAUGGAGGUGGAAGCCAUAUGAGUGUGAAGUUCCCAUAUUCAAUCCUUUCCAGUUCCUUGAAAUUGUGAAGGGAAAAUCUAUGGCUUUUGUUGGAGAUUCAGUGGGAAGAAAUCAGAUGCAGUCUAUGAUUUGCCUCCUAUCAAGGGUGGAAUGGCCUGUAGAUGUAUCAUACCCACCGGGUGACUUUUUCAUCAAGCGAUGGAAAUAUCCAAGUUACAACUUCACUAUGGUCACUUUUUGGACACCCCAUCUAGUAAGAGCAGAAAAGGCAUAUUCAAAUGGUUCAAGUCACAUUGAUCACUUCAACCUUUAUCUUGAUGAGUUUGAUGAAAAGUGGACAACCCAAAUUAAAGAGUUUGACUAUGUCAUCAUAGAUGGAGGACAUUGGUUCUUUGGGCCAAUGGUGUUCUAUGAGAAACGAAAAAUUAUUGGAUGUCAUAAGUGCCUUUUAGAAAAUGUCACUAACUUAACCAUGUUUUAUGGUUAUAGAAGGGCUUUAAGUACUGCUCUUAAAGCCAUCAGCAGCUUAGAAACUUUUAAGGGUAUAACAUUUCUUAGAACAUUUUCACCUUCUCAUUUUGAGAAUGGGUCAUGGGAUCAUGGUGGGAAUUGUAUUAGAAAUAAGCCAUUUAGUAGUAGAGAGACAAGAUUAGAGAGUCUUUUUUUGGAAUUAUAUAAGAUUCAAUUGGAAGAGUUCAAAGUUGCUAGGAAAGAAGCAAAAAUGAAGGGUUCAAAAUUCAUGUUGUUUGACAUCACGCAAGCAAUGUUAUUAAGACCAGAUGGUCACCCAAGUAAAUAUGGGCAAUGGAUACAUGAAAACAUGACAAAAAGUAAUGACUGUGUACACUGGUGCUUGCCAGGGCCCAUAGAUACAUGGGGUGACUUAUUGUUGGAAAUGUUGAAGAUGAAGGAAAUGAGAAAUGCUGAGGAAUAA
This is a messenger RNA of Abrus precatorius (Indian licorice), 1278 nucleotides long. Its product is annotated as protein trichome birefringence-like 19. Gene Ontology annotation, molecular function: O-acetyltransferase activity. The transcript is spliced from 2 exons. NCBI's taxonomy places the organism in Eukaryota, Viridiplantae, Streptophyta, Magnoliopsida, Fabales, Fabaceae. The coding region runs from base 1 to 1278 and encodes 425 amino acids. Gene Ontology annotation, cellular component: Golgi apparatus. The record is from RefSeq and is a predicted model, not a curated record.